UCAUUACAAAAUUCUCGUAAUAUAAAUAUACAUUAAAUUAUGCAAAAUAACAAACGGAGCUAUUCAUCGAAGAUCUUGGAUCUGGGUAAAUGGGAUUCGAAUGCGAUCAAGCACUACAGCAGCUUGGACCGCAUUCAGAAGCAGUUGCGCAAGGGCAACUGGUCCUACAUAAGCGACCAUCCAGAGAUACGGGCCAUCAUACGCGUCAUAAUGUAUCAGGUCAUCAAUGCCAAUCCGGAUAAUGUGCGACAGUUUAUAGCUGAUUUUUUCAACUGUCGCCGCACUCCGAUGUUAGUGCAAAUGAUAAACACACAAUUGAAGUAUGUUAAGGAGCAGCUAAAGCGCGGACGUUGGAGCAAGUUUGAUGCGGAAAUGCUAUUCAUGGAGAGUCCAUCGACGCAUUCACUGUUGUCCUCAGCAUCUGCUGAUUUCAAUGUGCAUCCUGUGCUCACUUAUGCACUUGUCUUCAAGAAACCUGACGAAUGUGGAAUAGACAAGCCCCCAUUCUAGGCUGUCCAUUCAACUUUCUCUAAUUCGUCUUGUUAUUACAUAAAAUGUAAGAAAUUUUCGUCACAUUAAGUUAAAAUGUAUAUUUAAAAGGAUUUUCUAUUAUUUC
Drosophila grimshawi is the source of this 616-nucleotide messenger RNA. RefSeq lists its product as uncharacterized. Bases 40 to 510 code for a protein of 156 amino acids. The transcript has 3 exons. NCBI's taxonomy places the organism in Eukaryota, Metazoa, Arthropoda, Insecta, Diptera, Drosophilidae. The record is from RefSeq and is a predicted model, not a curated record.